AUGUUUAAUUCGUCCAGAUCAAAUCUUAGAGUAAUUCAGCUUAACCUUCACCGCUCAAAGAUUGCUACUCAGCAGCUUAUCCUGAAUAUGGACACUUCGUACAUAAAUGUUGCUCUUGUUCAGGAGCCUUACGCUUAUAAUGGUUCUCUUCCUUUCUUUCCAUCUUCGUAUCGCACAUAUUUCAACGCAGGUUGUGAUACUAUCAAGGCGGCGAUCAUUGUUCGUAACCAAGGACUUUCAACUUUUUUUGAUUUAAAUAAUAUCGAUUACAAUAUGGUUUUUAUUCACAUCACGUUCAAUGCUUUCAACUUUAUUCUUCUGUCCUACUAUUUUGAACCCAACAGAAAUAUUGAUUUGGAUUUACAUAAAAUCAGUGGAGUGUUUGCCGUAAUAGAUUGCCAUAGGCUGAUCUGGGGUAUGGAUGCUAACAGUAAGUCCGAACUCUGGCACAGUCCAAUUUCCGACACUCGCGGUAUUAAGCUCUGUGCCUUUUUAAGUAUGAACAACUUAUUUGUAAUUAAUGAAGAUUGUGGUCCUACCUUCAGUGGCUCUCAGGGCUCCAGCUAUAUUGAUAUAACUGUUGUGGGAACUGAUGUGCUAGAUGAAGUUUCAUAUUGGUGCCUUCCAGAAUAUGAAUCCCUUUCCGAUCAUAAUACAAUUGAAUUUGAAGUUACUGCGACAAUUAAUCCUUCUACUUCUGACAGAUUCGAUAAAUUUCUAUAUUUCAAUGUUAAGAAGGCAAACUGGGAUCGCUUUGACUCUUUUUGCAAGCAACCUUUUGUUGACCUUUCUAAUCGUAUCGAUUCUUGUGAUGAUGUGGACACCUUAAUAUCUGUUACAGAAAACUUUCAAAAUGUAGUCCUUUCUGCUACUAAAACUUCAAUGCCUCUUAAAAAGAUAAGAAUGCACUGGGUUCCUUGGUGGAGUAUAGAGAUUGAGUGUAUGAGGAAAAGGGUCAAUGCUGCUAGGCGCAGGUAUCAAAGAACCCGAAAUUUUAUUCUUAGAAAUCUUUACAGACAGAAGUAUUUACAAAUAAAAAUUACAGUUCAAUUCUUGAAGAGGCUAAAGUCCAAUCUAGGAAGAUUUUCUAGAGGAUAUUAA
Molecule: messenger RNA, 1101 nt
Organism: Argiope bruennichi
Lineage: Eukaryota; Metazoa; Arthropoda; Arachnida; Araneae; Araneidae
Exons: 1
Coding region: 1-1101 (366 amino acids)
Molecular function (GO): catalytic activity
Source: RefSeq, a predicted model, not a curated record